AUGGCAAAAUCACCGAAACAGCGGUCGUCAUCUAAUAAAAAAUCACCCAGUAAAAGUCCGCGGAGUAAGGAUUCCAGUCUGAUACGAACUCGAACACGGAAAACUUCACGUUCCCGUAGUCGUAGUCGUAGUACCCAUGGUACACCGCGUUCACGUUCAAAUUCUCGUGGACGUUCGUCUUCAAAAAAGAAGACUGUUUCUCCAAUAGUCAAGAAAUUCGACGAUUCAACAGCGGACGUCAAAAAAGUUGUUCCUUUAUACCGCGGUUCGAAAAAUGACUCGGAUGUUAAGAACUUUCCAUUUUCGGGUAAAGGAGUACGGCAUCGUCCGCUAACAAUGCGUCUACUGAAACCGAUGAAUGUGAGCAACUUGAAGGUCAAAGGAAUAAAGCUUAAGCAACGUUUCUCUGUUCACUGCAAGCGGUUCUCGCGUUACUAUACUACAUUAACGGUCCUUGGAUUAAUCGGGCUGGGAAUCUUUUACACUGGAUAUACCGUAGAUCAGAUGGCGAAAUAUGCUCGUGAACGUAUGGACAUUAUUACGACGUAUGUUCAAAGACGCACUUAA
Messenger RNA from Brugia malayi, 567 nucleotides. RefSeq lists its product as uncharacterized. Bases 1 to 567 code for a protein of 188 amino acids. The record is from RefSeq and is a predicted model, not a curated record. The transcript has a single exon. Lineage: Eukaryota; Metazoa; Nematoda; Chromadorea; Rhabditida; Onchocercidae.